Molecule: messenger RNA, 1315 nt
Organism: Rattus norvegicus (Norway rat)
Lineage: Eukaryota; Metazoa; Chordata; Mammalia; Rodentia; Muridae
Gene: Dnajb7
Product: DnaJ heat shock protein family (Hsp40) member B7
Exons: 1
Coding region: 135-1046 (303 amino acids)
Cellular component (GO): Z disc
Molecular function (GO): protein-folding chaperone binding; Hsp70 protein binding
Source: RefSeq, marked provisional
GCAGUCCUAACACUGCCUUCAAUGUAAAAAUAUGCCUAUUUGCAGACACUUCUGCCUCCACCACCAGCAACUGAGCCUGAGCUGCCAGGAAAACACAGCGCUCACCAUCAAGGGUGUUCGUUUCUAAUACUGUCAUGGUGGACUACUAUGAAGUUCUAGGAGUACAGAGAUACGCAUCACCGGAAGACAUUAAAAGAGCUUACCGUAAAGUAGCACUUAAAUGGCAUCCUGAUAAAAAUCCAGAAAAUAAAGAGGAAGCAGAGCGAAAAUUCAAAGAAGUCGCCGAGGCAUAUGAAGUGUUAUCAAAUGGUGAAAAACGGGACAUUUAUGACAAAUAUGGCAAGGAAGGCUUAACCGGUGGAGGUGGAAGUCAUCUUGAUGAUGAACGUGAGUACGGUUUCACAUUCCGUAAGGCAGAUGAUGUCUUUAAAGAAAUUUUUGGUGAAAGGGAUCCAUUUUCAUUUCACUUCUUUGAAGACUCACUUGCAGACCUUUUAAGCAGUUCAAGAAGCUCCAGUGGAAGCAGAAGCAGAGGAUCCCUUUUCUCCCGAUCCUAUGACUACCCAGUGUUUGCCAGACUUUCUUCUUAUGACACGGGAUAUUCACCUUAUGUUUCUCGGGGGCAUGAGAGCCUUACUUCAGUCUCUUCCCUGGCAUUUGAGGAUCCUGGGGUGGGCAACUAUAUACCCAUUACACCGUCAGUUAUUAAUGGAAGAAAUGUUAAGACAAAGAAAACUUUUGAGAACCGUCAAGAAAGAAAAGUUGAAGAUGACAGUGAGUUGAGAUCCUUUCUUGUAAAUGAAGAGGGCUUUGCAGACAAAUGUAACUGGAGAAGACAGUCAUUCAACGAUUAUUCACCAAAUUCCUAUACCCAUUCAAGUACAACUCAAUAUUCUCUUGUGGACGACAAGGAACAAGGAACACCUUGGGUCACCAACAAGAAGGAACCUUCCAUUUUUUCAGCAGGAUUCAAAGAAGGUGGUAGGAGGAAAAAGAAGAAGCACAAAGAGGGGCAGAAGAAGAAGUCCAAUAAAAGGAAUCGCUAAUUGACUGUUUAGACACAUUAUGAUCAUAUAACAUUUGAACACCACUCUUUUGUGUGUUUUGGUUAAUCACAGAGUUUUAUAGAUGAUAUUUGUUUAAUACUAUGUAAGAGUAGCUGGGGUUUUUUGUUUCUUUGUUUUGUUUUUGAGAUAUAGUUUCAACUUUUGUAGCCCUGGCUGGCCUGGAGCUUGCUAAGGAGACAAGGUUGACCCUGAAACUCAGAGAUCUGCUAAUGUCUGCCUCUUAGUUCUGGGAUUGAAGGUGUACACUA